AUGCUCAACUGCUACAUCCUUGGCAUGGAGGCUGGCCCCAACUUCACCCAAAACCCGGAGUUCUCCAGCCUUUGGUUGCACCAUUACGAAAACCAAUAUACGCCUCAGGCAUUCUGGGUCCAGGAAGUUCCGUGGUUGGCAAAAGGCUUGCGUCGCCUGGGGUGGGACGUCAUGCCCCGCGAGCAUUACACCUCGACCAAGUGGCUCCAGGACUGGAUGAUGACACAUUGCAACCGCGCAGAAGCUUUGUAUCAGAAGAUGCUGCACGACCAGGAGGUGGCGGCCGACGAUGUUCCAGUUGUUUAUGCGCAGUUGCGCAAGUCCAUGGCCAACAUGAAGGACGGCAUGUUUUUGGGCACCCCUCUAACGGAGAACUCUGCCAUGACUUCUAUUGCGAGCGAGAUUUUCGAUCACAUGUCCGGCGCACGUGAAGUUUUCGGACUCGUCUUAUCUUACGCCCUGUAUUACAUUUCACAAAACCCCGAACAACAAGCCCGCCUGCAGCAAGAAGUCUCGAACCUGGGGCUGCACUUUUCACAGCAGCGAAGCGACGACGAGUUCCCCGCCGAAGCAUCGCCGCAGACCAUAGCCUCGCUCGCAUACCUGCAGGCCGUCAUCAAGGAGUCCCUCCGCAUGCGUCCCAACAGCACACCGCUGCCUCGAAUCACGCCGGCGGACCAGUCGGUCAGCAUCGCGGGGGUCGACGGCAUCCCGCCCAAUACGCGAGUCAACUGCUUCCAGUGGUUCCUACAUCGUGACCCAGCCGUCUGGGCCGAUCCGGACCGGUGGAUCCCCGAGCGCUGGAUAGACCAGGAAACAGGUCUGGAGAAGCCUGCCAGCGAGAUGCCGCCGCUGUGGGCGUUCGUCACGGGUCCGCGGGCAUGCGUGGGCAUGCAGUUGACGUACUACUUGUUUGGGUACACUAUCGCCACCAUAUUUUCAAACUUUACUGUUGAAAUCGCUCGACCAGAGACAUAUGGCAAGCAUUACCCGGGUAGCUUGGAGGACGAACUGUGGCUCAAGUUCCACCCCAUAGAGCACAAAGUUGAAGCGUGA
Pyricularia pennisetigena is the source of this 1056-nucleotide messenger RNA. RefSeq lists its product as uncharacterized. The record is from RefSeq and is a predicted model, not a curated record. NCBI's taxonomy places the organism in Eukaryota, Fungi, Ascomycota, Sordariomycetes, Magnaporthales, Pyriculariaceae. Bases 1 to 1056 code for a protein of 351 amino acids. The transcript has 4 exons. Gene Ontology annotation, molecular function: monooxygenase activity; heme binding; iron ion binding.